Molecule: messenger RNA, 2852 nt
Organism: Elaeis guineensis (African oil palm)
Lineage: Eukaryota; Viridiplantae; Streptophyta; Magnoliopsida; Arecales; Arecaceae
Cellular component (GO): plasma membrane
Source: RefSeq, a predicted model, not a curated record
CCUCUCAAAACCCCACAGCACUCUCUUUCUCUCCCCCAGAACACCUCACGAACGCGAGGGAGCUCCCAUCUCCAACCGCUCCUGAAUUCCUCCAUUCCUCUCCAUUUCUAGGGUUUCGGAUCCGCCUCUCGGCCCUCCCCUGAGGUCCAAUUCGCCUCUGUCCUUGCUUGAUCCGCGUUUCCUGUGCUCCUUCGAGGCGGAUUCGUUGCCAUUAGCGGGCCGUCUUUCGAUCUGAGGUCCAUGGGAGCUUAUGAUUCGAACCCCAGGAAGGACGCCUUCUACGGCCGGGAGCCCCGGCCGCCGUGGAUCCAGUCGACGGAGGGCGGGGCCGGGGUCGGGAACCUGGUCGACCGGUUCUCCGGCCUUGGCGUCAGCGAUUCCUCCAAAGAUAGUCUCUUCCAGGUGAUUAAGGCGGUGGAGGACGCGGAGAACACUAUCAAGCAACAGUUGGAAGAGAAUAAUCAAUUAAAGGAUGAACUCCUGCGGAAAACGCGAGAACUAGAAAGAUAUAGGUUGGAGACUGCAUCUCUAAGGCCUUCUUCUGAUGCUCUAAGAGAUGACCAUUUUGUGGAUCCCUACAAACAUCAUCACUCAAAUUCUCCAGCAGGAAAUGAAGUAGAUAGGACAAGAUGGGUGGAUAUUGGUUCUUCACUGAAUCCCCAAGGUACUCUAGUCAUUCAUCAGAAUGGAAUCCCUGAAAGUGAGGGGCCUCCUUUGCAAAAAAGCACAGUCAACCCACGCUACUCUGAGAGCAGCAAGGUAAAUGGAACCUUGAAAAGUUUUCAUGGUACACAGAGUGGUGCAGAAACUACUGGCCUAUCUCAGCUCUCUAUGCCUUCUUCAACAUCACUCUCUCCAAGCAGGCACGGGAAGGAGGUAGAGCUUGAUAUGAGGUUCACUUCAUCUGGACAUGGGCUGAUGCCAGUAUCUGAAAUCAGCUCAAAUGUUAUGUGGAAACAGGAUCUUAUUAGUAAAGUUAGAGAGCGUGAAGAAGAGAUUGCUCAGUUAAGAAAACAUGUUGCUGAUUAUUCAGUGAAGGAAGCACAAAUACGCAACGAGAAAUAUACUCUAGAAAAACGCAUUGCUUAUAUGCGGUUGGCAUUCGAUCAGCAACAGCAGGACUUGGUUGAUGCUGCAUCAAAAGCCCUUUCCUACAGACAAGAUAUAAUUGAGGAAAACAUUCGUCUAACAUAUGCAUUGCAAGCAGCACAGCAGGAAAGGUCUACGUUUGUCUCUUCUUUGUUGCCUCUUCUUUCAGAAUAUGGCCUUCAGCCUUCUGUACUUGAUGCUCAAUCCAUUGUUAGUAAUUUGAAGGUUUUGUUUAAACAUUUGCAGGAGAAACUGAUCAUUACUGAGGAAAAACUAAAGGAGUCUCAGUACCAGCUAGCUCCGUGGCAUGCAGAAUCAUCAAACAACACAAGCUUUCCUCCACAAUCACCUUCUCAUCCUGUUGCUGCAGUGGUGGCUACUCCUAACAAGAAUAGCCUUGAAAUUGUGCCGCAACCAGCAUAUUCUCAUGCACAAUCUCCAAUUUCUUCUCCUUCCAACAUUCAAACAAGAGUUGACUGGGAGGUACCAGGGAACCAAAAUCGGCAAACUGGUCCAAGUGGUCUCGCUACAAAGAAUCCCGACCAUGAUAUCUUGGAUAGAACCUCUCCUCCCAUGAGCAGGAAUAACAUUGCACAAGAUACUACAGCUCGAGUUAAUCAAGGUGAUUCUCAUGGUGCACAUAUUAGUGCUGAGUCCAAAAAUCAAAAUCCAUCUUUCAAGGACCUUGUCAAAGGCAACGGCAUGGGGGAUUCUGAGGCAGCUGGAGUCCAGCAUGGCAGAGAACCCUCAAUUCAGUGGGCUUCCAGCAAUUCUCCUUAUUUGUCAUCCGGAAUGGAAGACCCGAACUCGUCUUACCCAUAUCUUCCACCAGUCCUUGAGGAGCCCAGUUCUUCAUUUUCUGAAGCUGCGGAGGAUGAUCCUCUGCCAGCAGUAGAAGGGCUUCGUAUUUCAGGGGAAGCCUUUCCAGGAAGAGAACUUCAAGCCAGUGGGUACUCCAUCCAUGGAACCACUAGUUGUAAUUUUGAGUGGGUACGCUAUUUAGAAGAUGGAUCUGUGAAUUAUAUUGAAGGAGCGAAACAACCCACAUAUCUUGUAACUGCUGAUGAUGUGGAUUCAUACCUUGCCAUUGAAAUCCAACCCCUGGAUGACAGGAAGAGAAAGGGUGAACCUGUAAGGGUUUUUGCCAAUGAGCAAAGAAAGAUAACUUGUGAUCCUGAAAUGCAAGAACAGAUUAAGAAAACUCUUUCAGUUGGACAUGUGUCUUUCGAUGUUUUAUUAGCGGCUAGAUUUCUAGAUAUAUGGGAGCGUGCUAUUUUGGCAAUCAAGAGGGAAGGUUACAGCAUAAAGUGCAAUGGGCCACGUGGUGUUGUUGUUACAGAGAAGUUUGAAGCAACUACUACUAUUAAUAUUCCAUAUGGACAUCCUACUGAGUUUUCAAUUCAAUGUGCUAAUGGCUCUGAGUAUCUCUUAAAGACAGAAGACAGUAGCCCUAUUUCUAGGCUUGUUCAGGAGACACAUUAUCCAAGACAGGAUUUUUCAUGGUUACGAGAUACGAUUGUGCUCACCAUGAGACUGUUUAAAAUGAUGGCUGUGGAGAAGAGGAAAGGGAGGAAAAAGGGUCGGUUCUUCAAGUAGAUUUCAGGAACCGUGCAAUGCAAGAUUCGCUAUGAAGUAGACAUGUAAUUAUUAGCCUGUAUACAUUUAGAUGUGUAUAUUUCAUGAGAAAGCUGCAGCCAUUGUACCACCAUUGCCUAUUUUUCAAGGCCUUUAUUGAUGCAAAACCAGUAUAAUUCUUUUCUCCA